Molecule: messenger RNA, 2458 nt
Organism: Humulus lupulus (European hop)
Lineage: Eukaryota; Viridiplantae; Streptophyta; Magnoliopsida; Rosales; Cannabaceae
Product: pentatricopeptide repeat-containing protein At5g40410, mitochondrial
Exons: 1
Coding region: 213-2141 (642 amino acids)
Biological process (GO): RNA modification
Molecular function (GO): RNA binding; protein binding; zinc ion binding
Source: RefSeq, a predicted model, not a curated record
UCGAUGCUAUUACUUUACCAAAAGAAGCAUCGAACAUGGUCGAGUUCUCUCACCAUUGAUGGAAGAACAUGGUUAUGUAUUAUCAGAGUCGGUAAGUGUGUACUCCCUACUUCGUAUUUGACUUCAAAGCUCUGGAUGGUUCUUUUAGCUAACUCAAAACGAACAAGGUAUUCUCAAAAUUGUUUGGAUUGGUCUUUCAAUGAUGGGAAAUUAUGACUCUACCUUCUUCAUCAUGCCAGUUAAUCCCUUUCUCCUAUUUGUGCGUCAAAACCAAGACUUUCAUACGUUUCCAAUGCCGUCAAUACCCAGUAUUUUCAGCUCCUUACAAAUUCUUUUCCAUGAAAAGAUUUCACAGUGCCUUUAUCCAACAGUCUUCUCUUCAAUGCAACCCACGGUCAAGUCCGGAAACUAUCGUCUCAGCUCUGAUUCUUGCUGUAAACUCCUGUUAUUCCGUCUCCUAUUGUCAUUCCAUUCAUGCCCAUGUUAUCAAAUCUGUUGACUAUAGUGAUGGGUUUAUUGGUGAUCGACUGGUGUCUUGUUAUACGAAAUUGGGAUGUGCUGAUAAUGCGCAACAGUUGUUUGAUGAAAUGCCCAACAAGGAUUUGGUCUCCUGGAACAAUUUGAUUACUGGGUUUGCAAGAAAAGGUCUGGUUGAUAAGUGCACAACUGCAUUUUUCAGAAUGAAGUUUGAAUUGGAUAUGGAACCCAAUGAGGUUACGCUUAUUGCCUUUAUCUCAGCUUGUAUUGAUUAUGGUGCUGUUGAUGUGGGAAAGUACAUUCAUGGGAUUGCGCUUAAAUUGGGUUUGUUAUUGGAAGUGAAAGUUGUUAAUUCUCUUAUUAACAUGUACGGAAAGUUUGGUUCUCCAGACGUUGCUUGUCAAUUGUUUGAGGCAAUGCCGGUACAGAAUUUUGUGUCAUGGAAUUUGAUGGUUUCAGUUCCUUCGCAAAAUGGUUUUCCAGAGGUUGGAAUUGGUAACUUUAAUAUGAUGCGAAGGACUGGACUUAGGCCUGAUGAUGGCACUAUGGUAGCGUUGCUUCAAGCUUGUGGAAAUUUAGGGGUAGGAAAACUAGCAGAGGCAGUUCAUGGUUUAAUCGUUAACUGUGGCCUCAAUGCAAAUGUAACUGUUGCAACUUCACUUUUGGAUUUGUAUGCAAAGCUAGGGAGGUUAAAGGAUUCACGUAAGGCUUUUGGAGAGCUAAUUGAUCCUGAUAGAGUUUCUUGGACUGCCAUGCUGGCAGGCUAUGCUGUGCAUGGCCAUGGAAAAGAAGCUGUGGAGUUAUUUGAGUGCAUGCUUAUGAAAGGCAUGGAGCCUGAUCAUGUUACGUUUGUUCAUUUGCUGAAUGCUUGUAGCCAUUCAGGGCUUGUCAAUGAAGGGAAAAACUACUUCAAGAUUAUGUCUCAAGUAUACGGAAUUCAGCCCAGAUUGGAUCACUAUUCAUGCAUGGUUGAUCUUCUUGGUCGCUCUGGACUUCUAAAUGAUGCUUAUGAGCUUAUUACAAGUAUGUCAAUGGAGCCAAAUUCUGGUGUUUGGGGGGCUUUAUUUGGAGCUUGUAGAGUCUAUGGUAACAUUGAACUUGGGAAAGAAGUUGCCGAGCGGUUGUUUGAUUUGGAGCCCUCAGAUUCCAGAAACUAUAUAAUGUUAUCGAAUAUGUACUCUGCAGCUGGCUUAUGGAAGGAUGCUUCAAAGGUCAGGGCUUUGAUGAAGGAUAGAGGUCUCAUCAGAAACCCCAAACCAGGGUGCAGUUAUAUAGAACAUGAAAACAAAAUUUAUAGCUUCGUGGCAGAUGAUCAAUCUCACCCCGAAUCAGAGAAGAUACAUAAGAAAUUGGAAGAAUUGAUUCAAAAGAUCAGGAAGGCUGGAUUUGUGUCUAAAACAGAGUAUGUUCUACAUGAUGUUGAAGAGGAAGUGAAAGAAGAGAUGAUCAGCAAGCACAGUGAAAAGUUAGCCAUUGCCUUUGGGAUUUUGGUAACUCAUGUUGGCAUGCCAAUAAUCAUAACAAAGAACCUUAGAAUUUGCGGUGACUGUCAUGGCACUGCCAAGUUCAUAUCACUCGUCGAAAAGAGAGCCAUUAUAAUUAGAGAUGCUAAGCGGUUUCACCACUUUGCUGAUGGAUCGUGUUCUUGUGGAGAUUUUUGGUAAUCAUGUGGAUCCAUUCAAUUAUAUUCAUGUUUCAGGAUAUUUUUUUAUACGGUUGUUAUGUAGAAAAUGGAUAUUUUCACAUGAAAUCAGGGGAGCAUCAAUCUAUGGUUAGUCUUUAUAAAUAUCUAUUAUUAGUCCUCACUCAUAAGGAGACAUGAGAAACAAUACAAAAAUUUCUUUAUAUAUUUUAUUGUUUAUUCUCUCAAAAACUUAAUAGUUUUAUUUAAACGUACCUUAUUGAUCAAUGUGGGCAUUUGGUCUAGUGGUAUGAUUCUCGCUUUGGGUGCGAGAGGUCCCGAGUUCGAUUCUCGGAAUGC